CACACUUUAAUCGGACCGGGCUAGUUUGUAGUUUUACAUGUUUGCACCAAACUAUCGAAGCUGUCAUUGAACGCACCCAGCUGACAGAAGAACCAUGGCUGACAGCCGAGAAGAGGAGAAACACGAAGGAGACCAGGAGCCUCAGGGUGCCGCGGGCGGGGAAGAUGUGGUUGACGAUGCCAUCAUUGAGCAGGGAGCGGUGGUCCUCAGAGGGUAUGUGAUCCAGCGUAUACAUUCGUCGGACCCCGAUCGACAAGUCUCCUCUGAAGAUCUGGGAGGACUGCCGGAUGAACAACAGGAUCCACAGAUCAAAGAAGUGGUGAAACAGCUGCUCAAGAUCGCGGACGAGAUGAACCGUAACGCUGAGCUCCAGAGACUCAUCAACCAGGUUCCAGGUAACUGUGCUCAGGACAUCUUCAUGAAGGUGGCCCGGAGCAUCUUUGUCGACGGCAUCAACUGGGGUCGAGUGGUGGCUCUCUUCCACCUGGCCUACAAACUCAUACACAGGGCACUGACCACCAACCAUCUAGAAAACAUCAGACUUGUUAUAAACUGGGUUCUACAGUUCAUCAGAGAGCAGCUUUACUCCUGGCUGGUCCAGCAGGGAGGCUGGCAAGGGGUGAUCCGCGGCAUUUCUCAGUGGAGGACGGUAGCCGUAGUAGCAUCAUUAGUAUUGGUAGCAACCUUUGUUUACUACAGGAAGACACGCUGAGAGCAUCACACCUCACUGCAGACCAUACCACACACCGAUAAAACACGCCAUAUUCCUUUUAUUAAUAAAGACAUUUCCUGGACAUGAAUUACAACCACUCCUCAGCCUCCAGCUCAUAAACCAGAGGUGGCCAAGCACUGUACUAUGAGGCACAACACCUCCUCUCUUCUCAGGUUUCCCAAAACAAAAACAAAAAAUGCAUGUAGAAGGAGCUUCUCUGUCCACCUUCACCAGCAACUGCUCUACACCUUCCAUGGAAUUACAACAGCUGCUGCAGCACCCCCACCCAGUAUUUAUGAUUACUGGAUGUAGCUGUAGACCUGAACUUCAACCAGACCCCCAGCUCCAGUUUAUAUAGUCUACAUCGGCUCUGAUUGGGGGUCCGACUUAAAUUUCAUCAGGGUCGGCAAAAUUUGGAUCGUACCCGAGGAGACGUGAAGAAGAGUCUGAUGACAUCAAUGGCAUAUACUGCAUCGUAAGUCAGCCAAUCAAAAGCACUGACCCACUGAGCACUGUGCCGUAGCUUCGUCAUGUUAGCGUGUUAGCUUGUGCCUGCACCUCAGUCUAUCAUUUCAGAGGCUGCAUUUUUAAAAAUUAGAGCUGGAUAAUGAAACGAAAUGAAGCACUCCAUGGUCCAUGUCCAGUUAGUUAGAUAAUCUCAAUUAUUUGUCUCAACAGAAUUCAGUAGAGUUGGGUGGGAGGAUGUCCUGGUUUAAGAAGUGUAUAAAUUCCCACUUUAAAGUUUUAUUUGAAUGCUAUGGGUAAUUUAACGAUAAUAUAGGUUCAUAUUAAAGCCAUCAGAUUGAAUUAUUUCAUAAUUUCACUGAGAAACCAUGUGUUUGUCAGUUAGCAGUGAGCUUCAGUCUCUUGUUAAAAAGUAAGUCAGACAUGCUAAUUCAGAACGCCUUCUUUGUUGCAACAAACACUGCACCACAGUGCCAAAUUCACUGGAAAUCGACCCAAAAUCGAAGUGUGAACUGGUUUAAACUGCUUAAUGUCAAUGUCAAGUGUCAAAUAUCAGCUUUCUUUAAAGUCUUAAAAUUCAGCUUGUGAAAGAGUAUAAGCUUGGUCGUUGGGUGUUUCUGACUGAACUGUUUCUUUAGAUGUUUUUAAUUCCCUUCCGACAAUAUUCAGGUGCCCGUAUGAACACUGACACAUGUUUUGCUUGGUGUUGAUAUUUGGGAAAGUUUAAAUAAAUCCCCCAACCUCCCAACUCCAUAGGUGUGGUGAAAUCUCUAUUAGCUGAUUAACUGUUGUAUGUAUAACCAUCACUGUACUGUGAAAACAUCUGAAUGGUAAACUGGCUCAAGUACCUAGCUGAUAAUAUUAUAUGCUUAACUAACAAAAGGGCAUAAACCAGCUGUUUGUGUCCCCAGUAACCAAAUGUGAAGAUGUUUUUUAAUGCUGUAGUGUGGACAGGAGAAACACUGAGGUAUCAUUCACACAGUGUACAGCAGUGUUAAGCUCAUUUCUGUUGCCUCUGUCAAUUUUGACCCGGUAGGACAACAGGCGCUUUCAUUUAAAUGAGGCCCAUUGAUCAUUCUUGAACUCGGUCCAAAGUAUGUGUAAAAUCUGUGGUAAUAAGUUGGCAUGAAGUUGGCUAAAAGAACUGGGUGAUCAUUUAUACCUUUUAUAUUUUACAGUCAAACCAGACCAGGCCCAUUUUAACCCGGGAAGA
Molecule: messenger RNA, 2390 nt
Organism: Scomber scombrus (Atlantic mackerel)
Lineage: Eukaryota; Metazoa; Chordata; Actinopteri; Scombriformes; Scombridae
Exons: 6
Coding region: 95-712 (205 amino acids)
Biological process (GO): mitochondrial fusion; intrinsic apoptotic signaling pathway in response to DNA damage; extrinsic apoptotic signaling pathway in absence of ligand
Cellular component (GO): mitochondrial outer membrane
Molecular function (GO): channel activity; protein homodimerization activity; protein heterodimerization activity
Source: RefSeq, a predicted model, not a curated record